UUUUUUCGCGUCAGAGGCCUUCUUCUCCUUCAUCCCCAAAUCGCAAAACCUUCUGCACAAUUACUCGAUUCCGAACGAGCUACUAUCCAUUUGACCCUAAUUAAAGUAACGAAGGGAAAGGAGAGAUUCUGAUUGAGGAUUUCUUAUCUCUAUCUACCUAGAAAGCCGUCAAAAUGGUGAAGACCACGAAGGGAGGCAAAACCAUGAACCCUACCGAUUCAUACCGCAAGGAGCUGCGCAAGAAAGAAUUGAAGCGGAACAAGAAGGAGAGGAAAAAGGUAAGGGAAGUUGGGAUUUUGAAGAAGGAUCCCGACACUCUGAAAGAUCAGAUUCAGAAACUGGAAGCAAUGAAGGCAGAUGGUGCUCUGGACAAAGCUAGAAAACACAAAAAGAGACAACUUGAAGACACACUGAAUCUCGUACUCAAAAAGAGGAAGGAAUAUGAAGAAAAGAUGAAGGAAAAAGGUGAAACGCCAGUUAUGUUCAGUCAUUUGGGACCUGUUCGAAGGCGAACCACUGCAGAAGAGGAAGAAAGAGUCAAACAUCCCAUACCUGAAGACUCAGUUUAUUAUCACCCGACUCUGAAUCCUUCUGGAGCGCCGCCGCCUGGAAAACCUCCAAUGUUUAAAUCAUCAAUUGGACCAAGGAUUCCUUUACCAGAAAGCUCGAGUAACGUGGCAUCAUCAUCACAAUUAGAAGCAGAGGAUGGCACCUUACCUGUUCCUCCUCCUCCGCCUCCUCUGCCUGGUGCGAACUUAGAUUCUGGAGAAGGUGCUACUUUGCCCGUGUCUUUGCCUUUGCCGCCUCCUCCACCUAUGCCUCCACAUCCAGCAGGGGGAGAUAUUAUAUCAUCAUUGCCUCCACCACCACCUCCACCUGGCCCACCGCCUAAGGAGUUACUUGCUGUUCAUCCCCCACUUCCUCCACCUCCACCAAUGCAGCCAUCCUCCCAACCACCUCCCCCUGGUAUUCCUGGCGGCGAGAAUGCGAAUUCAGAAGAUUCAACUUCCAGGCAUCCAGUUCCGAUGCCAACUAGCCUUCCUCCACAGCCUCACCCGACUGGGAUGCCCCCAAAGUUAGGUGAUGCCCAGCCUGAAGGCUCAUCUUCUGAGUCUGAAGCAAAAACUACAAUAGAUCCCACAGAACUUCUGAAAAUGGCUCCUCCUCCACCACCAUUAAGGCAACAGCCUCAAAUUCCUGGUGCUGGCAUAGGGUCAAGUUUGCAGCUCGAUAUGCUUCCUCCAGGCAUUGCACGCUUUCCACCGCCACCACCAGCUGAUAUGCGCCCCCCAUUUUCCGCCCCUGGAAUACCUGGGCAACCUGGUCAUGUUGGACUCAUGACCCCACUAAUGCCAAGACCACCUUUUGGACCUCCCCUUGCCUAUCCAUCAAUGAUAAGACCACCGCUUCCACCUGGCCCACCUCCUAUUCCACAUGACGACUUUAUUGCUCGACAAGCUGUUCCUCAGAAGCCAUCAUACAUCAAAUCAGCUGCAUCCACCGUUGUAAAGAGGCCUCUGGCGCAGCACACUCCUGAGCUUACAGCUAUGGUUCCUGCAUCGGUACGGGUCAGGAGAGAGUCUGCCCUUCCCCUUCCAAAAGCAAAGCCAAAGACAACUACCCCUACUACAUCCAACCGGCCAAUUGUGGCUCCACCAGUUGCAAAGCAAGCAUCCGCUGGCUCGUCGUCUGCAUCAAAACCACAAAGCAUUGAUGACUCGUAUAUGGCGUUCCUGGAGGACAUGAAAGCACUGGGUGCUCUCGAUAGUUGAACCAGAUACAUCAUGAAUGCUUGAAUGUAGGAUUUUAUGAUGAGAGGAAGCAGCGCGAUUCAAGGCUUUUGGUAUGGCUCCGAUCUUCAACAUGGCCAAGUAACUACGCUCUCAUACCCAUUGUGCAUUUUUGCACCCUGUGAUAGCCAUUCCGCUGCUACCGUUGUUAUCAGCUUUAACUGCUGUAUUCUCUUUCCCUUAUCAUUGUGAACUUGUUUCUCUGAACGAGUAUCCAUCUGCUAGAAAAGUUAAACUGUAUCUAUAGACAUACAUUAACCAUAUUGAUCUAUUAUUCCAUUAAA
Molecule: messenger RNA, 2074 nt
Organism: Salvia hispanica
Lineage: Eukaryota; Viridiplantae; Streptophyta; Magnoliopsida; Lamiales; Lamiaceae
Product: protein EARLY FLOWERING 5-like
Biological process (GO): RNA processing
Cellular component (GO): spliceosomal complex
Source: RefSeq, a predicted model, not a curated record